Molecule: messenger RNA, 3282 nt
Organism: Pangasianodon hypophthalmus (striped catfish)
Lineage: Eukaryota; Metazoa; Chordata; Actinopteri; Siluriformes; Pangasiidae
Product: xaa-Arg dipeptidase
Exons: 8
Coding region: 407-1669 (420 amino acids)
Molecular function (GO): dipeptidase activity
Source: RefSeq, a predicted model, not a curated record
GUCAGGAGUCGCGCAUGUGGGAGCUGAGCGCGCGCUGCGUUCGUGGUGCCUUGUAAGUGGCGAGUGGUAAUGACGUCAUUUCCCACUUCGGGAUGUUCGAUGUACGGGGAAAAGUGGGAAAAGAGCGCAAAAAAUCACGGACGCUUGCAAGAAAAGAGUGAGCGGCCAUGUUGAUUUGACGUCACUCCGGAAACAGAAGGAGCUGGUGGUUGAGGAGACUGCCCCAGAGUUGAUGAGUUGAAACUGCGAGUUGAGGGAGUGUUUUCAGUGGCUUUUACCCGUUAUAGGCGGGGAAUUACAAGUUGAAACUUCACCUCAAAUACAGCAACUCUGGAUUUGUGUUUGGACUUUAAACUUACGCAGUGAACAAGCUUUUGUCCCAUAGAUUAUAGAGUGCUGUUAAAGAAUGGCUGAGAAACUCCAAGCACUGAAGCAGCAGGUUUGCAGUUCCAUCGAUGAGGCCAAGGACAAACUCCAUCGAUUAGGAGACGCGAUAUGGCGUCUCCCAGAACUGGCAUAUGAGGAAAGACAAGCCCAUGACACCCUGGUCCGCUUUUUCACACAGGAGAAAGGAUGGACCGUGGAGGCACACUAUAAACUAGAAACUGCUUUUCGGGCCACUUGGGGACCUGUAGGUGGAGCAGAUGGUGAGUCUGUGGUUCAUGUGGGGUUCCUGUGUGAGUAUGAUGCUCUGCCCGCUAUAGGCCACGCGUGCGGUCACAACCUGAUAGCAGAGAGCGGAGCUGCAGCAGCAGUGGGCCUGAAGGCGGCGCUGGAGAGCGGGGAGGCGUGGCCUGUGCCAGUCAAGGUAACAGUGUUGGGGACUCCUGCAGAAGAGGAUGGAGGCGGGAAAGUGGAUUUGCUGCGAGAAGGAGCUUUCGAGGAUCUGGAUGUGGUGUUUAUGGCUCAUCCCACUCAGAAGAAUGCGACCUAUCUACCAGCCGUGGCUGUGCAUAGCGUGCUGGUGAAGUACCGUGGACGUACAGCUCAUGCAUCAGCAUAUCCCUGGGAAGGAGUAAAUGCUCUAGAUGCAGCUGUCAUGGCCUACAGUAACAUCUCUGUUCUACGCCAGCAGCUCAGACCUGACUGGAGGAUUCAUGGUAUCAUAAAGCACGGAGGUGUGAAACCCAACAUCAUCCCCGACUACAGUGAGCUGGAGUAUUACUUGCGCACCUCCUCACACCUAGACCUGCCCAACAUCAGAGCCAAAGCUGAGGCCUGUUUUCGCGCUGCUGCUAUGGCUACAGGUUGUGAGGUUGAACUUCUGUUUCAGAAGAAUGAGUUUUAUGAAGUCCUGAGGAACCGCACUCUGGAAGACCUGUACGAGGAGAAUGGGAAAGCUCUUGGCAUGAAGUUCACCACAGAGGGCUUUUCAGGCUCUACAGAUUUCGGGAACGUGAGUCAUGCUGUUCCAGGGAUUCACCCUUAUUUCUACAUCGGCUCUGAGGCACUCAAUCACACUGCAGAAUAUACAGCGGCUUCCGGUGCAGAUGAAGCUCAGCUUUAUACUCGUCGUACUGCCAAAGCUUUGGCCAUGACUGCGCUGGAUGUGAUCUUCAGCCCGGGAGUGCUGGACAAAGUCAAACAGGAGUUUAGAGAGGCCAAGCGCAGAGAGGAGAGAAAUUGCAAAAGCAGAAACAUAGAAAAUGGAGACCAACAUCAGCCAUGAAACAGGCAGCCGAAGGGUCUAAUACUCAGUGAUAGUGACUGAUUUCUGAAUUGGAUCUUUUAGUUUCUGCUUUUUAGCAUAUUUUCUUAAUUUCUUGAAAUCUUAAAUCUGACGUGAUAUUUUUUGACUGAUUUAUUUGACUGAUUCAUAUUUGCAAAUGAAGUUUGGAGUUUUACUAAACAAACAAAAACAGAGUUAGGAAACCAUUAGGGAUUCUAACUCUGUUAGGUGUGAGAAGAGCUCUUUUUAAUUUUACCACCAUAGCACUACCUCAGUAGUAAUAAUAUAAAUAGUAGUUCCUAUUUAAUGACCAGUUAUCUUUCUUACGGCCUAAUGUUAUCUUUAUGAACCACAUAUUGAAUCGUUUUUCUGUGCACUUAUACUGUAAAUCAGACAAGUUAAUAUAAAGAUUAUAUGACUUAUUGUAUAAUCAAUGAAUACAUAGCCAUAGCCAAUUAGCCAACCACGUUAUUCGUUACAUCAACAACUGCAUUGCUUUAUACAGUUCUGAGAAUGAGGUAAUGUCCAAAACAAUCUCCUCAUGAUCUGAUUGGCUGCUGUUGGAUGAUUCUGGAAAUUUCCCGGUCUUUACUUAUGUAAUGAGGUCAGUUAAUAUGUCCUUUUUUUUCUCACAUCUUGGUUCCCUUCAUAAACCAUCCAGGGUGUGUACUUGAAUCAUUAUAUAACACAAAGAGAACUGAUCUUGGCGAUCAGCUCAGUGAAAAGACUGGGAGAACUGCAUGCCUUGGUGAUCAGCUCACCCUUCAUGCACUGGUGACCAGAUGCUCCUGGGGUGACUUUGUGGCCGAACCCAGGGUUCCUGCCUAACGUAAUAUAGCUCGAGUUUGUGGACCAGGUGAUUGACCUCACUGUGUUCUGUAAAGGCCAAUCAGUAGAACGUAUCCUUGCCAGUACAUGCCUUGCAGUACAAUUUGGCUGUUCAUUCAUUGGCUCAUUUAUUUAUCUGUCACAGUGCUAAAACACAAGGUGCUUCCCUGUCUAAGCCAAGAUGAACCAAGAUAGUUCAUCACCUCAGCCUGUGAAUAGGCUAGAACCCUAGUGUUACUGUGAUGUGCCAUUCCACAGAUAGUACUACCACAGAAGGUCUGUGUGCAGCUACAGGGGAGCUACAGCGCCAUGUACAUUCCCAAAUGUAACUAUGGUUCUGUGAAAACUGGAUAACCGCCAGGGUUUCCUGUCACUUAGAACCAACGCCAAACCAGUGAGAACUCAGCAAGAAGGUUCCAGGGCCAGAUGGCAGUUGAUGAUAGUAUUUUAUAAUAAAAUACUCCAUCAUAUGGUCACCGUGUGACUUUGUGUUUAGGUCUUGCUGGGUGUGUGCUUGCACACAAGAAGGCAUCCAGGUGUCCAACCAUGAACACUGGCUCAAAGAACCACAGAUGCAUACUUCACUAGUGUUCAGCUUAUUAUUGUUAAAUUGUUUUAAGUAAUAAGAAUGUAUCAUAUAAUGUAAUUUAACAGCCCUACUUUAUACCAUUAUAAUAGCUUUAAGUUUUAUGAAUCACUUAUGAAUGUUGUUUUGUAUGUAUUCUAAUCAUAAUGACAGUAAAUGCAAUAUAUAAUGAGCAAGAAUAAAUUUUAACACUUUACAA